Messenger RNA from Penicillium coprophilum, 222 nucleotides. RefSeq lists its product as uncharacterized. The coding region runs from base 1 to 222 and encodes 73 amino acids. The record is from RefSeq and is a predicted model, not a curated record. Lineage: Eukaryota; Fungi; Ascomycota; Eurotiomycetes; Eurotiales; Aspergillaceae. Gene Ontology annotation, cellular component: mitochondrion. The transcript is spliced from 4 exons.
AUGGCUGGUCCUAGCAAGUCUUUGAUCCUUGAUCCGGCCCUCCAAAAAUACUACGAACUCAAUUCCAACCGUUACAAGUACUGGCGCUGGACCCCGCGCCAUGCCAUGAUAUCGUUCGUCUACAUGGGUCUGAUUCCCGGUAUCCUUGGCUACGUUGCCUACAAGUACGAGGGCAAGUUCGAAUUCCGUGGCAAGCGCAGAGGAGAUCCGAUCGCCGAGUAA